CAUAUAGCUGGAACACUGCUGAGUGCGGCGUUAACCAACAACCAACCCUACCUGAAAAGUCCAUUUUGUCGUAAACUUUCAUUUCUUCACAGAAGUUAUUACUGUUUAUUCGUGUGACUCGAGACACCCAGGCAAACAAACCCUCCGUUUCAAGGACCUUCGCUACAGAGCUCUUCACACUCCCCACCGAACCCAGAGUAUCGGGUUUCUGGCAAAGCACACACAGAGCUCGCUCACAGCUUAAUUGUAUGUGAAUAAUGAACAAUGCAAAAUUUGUUUUCAUUUUCGCGUCAUGUUUCAGCGUUAUUUACAAUUGAACCCACGUCAUACCAGGUUACACAGAGUGGCUUCCUUCAGUGCGGAUGUUACGAGCCUCGGAGCUGUUGAACAUACCGUGUCGUACAGAAUGGCUACUGCAGGUAACACAUCAUCAAAGGGAGGUAAGAAUGUGCUGAUUGUGUACGCUCACCCCAAACCUGAAUCGUUCAAUGGCGCCCUCCUGCGAAAGGCUGUCGAAGUGCUGUCGUCAAAAGGCCACAACGUCGUCGUGUCCGACCUGUACAAGAUGAACUUUGAUCCACUGGUUCGACUUGAAGAUUUUUCAGUUUCAGAUUCAGGUCCAUCUGAUGUAAGCAGGGAUGUCCAGGAGGAGGUGGACAAGGUGGAGCGGGCGGACCUGGUCGUGUUCCAGUUCCCUCUGUAUUGGAGCUCAUUUCCUGCCAUACUGAAGGGUUGGAUGGACAGGGUCAUCCAGGUCAUUUCGGGGUUCGUCCGCAAAACAGGAUUCUACGAAGAAGGUGAUUUGAGGGUAAGGGGUAAAAGGGCGCUACUGUCCUUUACUACCGGAGCUCCGAGCAUACCCGUUGAGUCCCUGGAAGCCAUGCUCUUACCAAUGCAGGUUGGGCCUUUGAACAUGGUCGGAUUCGACGUCCUGACCCCUCAGGUUUCACUUGGUGUCGAGAAUGGGACGGAGGAGAAGCUGAAGGAAUAUCUAGCUGACUGGGCUGGGCGUUUGUCCACUGUGUUUGAAGAACCGACGCCUGAGAUGCUGACUGUUGACACAUGGGCUAAAAAGCAUUCUGUCGUGAGUGAGUGAGUGAGUGCGUGAGUGAGUGAGUGAGACGUGCCAUGCCAGACGUGCACCUAUAUUGAAAUUAGAAUAAUGGAUGCAUUAGUUUUUAAACAUAUUGCCUAGGCAACUAAUAUAUCAUUAGAAAGCCAUAGAAAAGACACAAGGUGCCAUGUGGCGGUCCCAAACGAGCUUGAACUUUUCCUUUGAGAAAUCAGAUGGUUAUCAGUACUUGGCGUCCUGCGUCCUGGGUGAGUGUGUGAGUGUGUGAGUGUGUGAGUGAGUGAGUUUGUGAGUGAGUGAGUGAGUGAGUGAGUGAGUGAGUGAGACGUGCCAUGCCAGACGUGCACCUAUAUUGAAAUUAGAAUAAUGGAUGCAUUAGUUUUUAAACAUAUUGCCUAGGCAACUAAUAUAUCAUUAGAAAGCCAUAGAAAAGACACAAGGUGCCAUGUGGCAGUCCCAAACGAGCUUGAACUUUUCCUUUGAGAAAUCAGAUGGUUAUCAGUACUUGGCGUCCUGCGUCCUGGGUGAGUUGUGUGAGUGAGUGAGUUUGUGAGUGAGUGAGUGAGGUCUUGGGAUUUCAAGCCCACGACUUCAGGUCUUUAGCAUAUCUGUAAGUCUAUAUCACCAUAUUAUCAAAUCUGAAGCAAAUGCAAAUACAGCCUAAGAAUUAAGAGUGUCGUUUCACUUUGAAUGCGGUGUAGAUGACCAAUCAACGUUUACUGUGAAUAUUUCAAUUUGUCAACAUUUGGAACUCCCUGAAAAUAAAUGUAAACUUUCCAA
Molecule: messenger RNA, 1852 nt
Organism: Haliotis rubra (blacklip abalone)
Lineage: Eukaryota; Metazoa; Mollusca; Gastropoda; Lepetellida; Haliotidae
Product: ribosyldihydronicotinamide dehydrogenase [quinone]-like
Exons: 6
Coding region: 293-1096 (267 amino acids)
Cellular component (GO): cytosol
Molecular function (GO): NAD(P)H dehydrogenase (quinone) activity
Source: RefSeq, a predicted model, not a curated record